Molecule: messenger RNA, 207 nt
Organism: Didymella exigua CBS 183.55
Lineage: Eukaryota; Fungi; Ascomycota; Dothideomycetes; Pleosporales; Didymellaceae
Product: glycoside hydrolase family 11 protein
Exons: 1
Biological process (GO): xylan catabolic process
Molecular function (GO): hydrolase activity, hydrolyzing O-glycosyl compounds
Source: RefSeq, a predicted model, not a curated record
UCUAUGGUCGGUAUCACAACCUUCACACAGUGCAUCAGCAACCGUGUGAGCAAGCGCCCUGGCAGCGGCACCGUUACCACCAAGUGCCACUUCGACGCCUGGGCCAAACUUGGCCUCAACCUCGGCCAGCACAACUACCAGACUCUUUCCACUGAGGAUUGGAGCAGUGCUGGAGGUAAGUCCCAGUGCACCGUUACCAGCUCUUAG